Micromonas commoda is the source of this 756-nucleotide messenger RNA. RefSeq lists its product with no specific name. The record is from RefSeq and is a predicted model, not a curated record. NCBI's taxonomy places the organism in Eukaryota, Viridiplantae, Chlorophyta, Mamiellophyceae, Mamiellales, Mamiellaceae. The coding region runs from base 1 to 756 and encodes 251 amino acids. The transcript has a single exon.
AUGUCCGCGCCUCAUCACGCCGGGAGGAGCCCCCCGCGGUGCGACCCCUUCGACCUCAUCCGCGACGCGAGCGCGCGCGGGAUCGCGCCGCGAGGCGACGGGCGCGAACGAGGAAACGCGGCCGAGCCGUGUCAAAGGGAGGAGGCGGCGGAGGUUGAGGAGGUUGAGGAGGUUGGGGCGGUUGGGGUGGAACCUCCGCGACCGGCGUCGCCGACGCCCGCCGCGCCGCGCGCCCUCCACCGGACCGCACGCCGCGAAAGGAACAGCUCGGUCGCGCGCGCGGAGCUCCUGGAGAUGGAGCGCGAGGCUCGAGCGCUCCGAAAAGAAGAGGACGCGUGGUAUGUAAGAGACGGUAUAUGCGCAAAGGUCCCACCGCGAGUUGUUCGCGAGGACGCGUCGCGUCGAGUAAACCGAGAAGAACCCGCGCGGUGCCGCGUCCCGAGGUAUCCGCCGCCGCUCCCGAGGUCCCUCGAGGUGGUGCCGACGAUCUUCGUCCUCGAAGCCAAGGCGCGGCGCGAGGAGGAGGAGGUGAGCGCACAGAAGCGGCGCGCUCUCGCCGCGGCGUGGGCCAAGGUCAAGUCCGUCGCCGCGUCGUCGCGGGCGAGGGCCGCCGCGCUCGCGACGGAACGCGCGCGGGACGAGGCGGAACGCGCGCGAGCGGAGGCGGAGGAGGCGGUUUUAGCGGCGAGGGCGGCGCGGGAUAGCCUCGAAAAGAUCCAGACGCGUGUGAGAGGUUCCGAUGAGAGGUUCCGAUGA